UCAACCCAAAACAAAUCAAAACCAAACUACUAUUUCUCAUUUCUUUUCAUUACCAUUUCCAAAGCAAGUAAAAAAAAAAAGCAAAACAGCAAAUAUGAGCGCAACAAGCAGAGCUUGGAUUGUGGCAACAAGUAUUGGAGUUGUAGAGGCUUUGAAAGAUCAAGGCGUUUGUAGAUGGAAUUCUGCUUUGAGAUCAAUUCAACAUCAUGCAAAGAGCAAUAUCAGAUCUUAUUCACAAGCCCAGAAAAUCCCAAGUUCUCAUUAUUCAUCUGCAGUGGCUAAGAAGUUGAAAGAUGAGAAAUUGAAGCAAUCUGAGGAGUCUCUUAGAACAGUCAUGUAUUUGAGCUGUUGGGGUCCCAAUAAUUGAGUCCCCCCUUUUUUGUUUGUUUUGUAAUAUAUUUUUGGAUAUAUUAGUGAAAUAGAUGGUAUUGAUCAUAGAUUCAUGUGUUAUUA
Molecule: messenger RNA, 453 nt
Organism: Morus notabilis
Lineage: Eukaryota; Viridiplantae; Streptophyta; Magnoliopsida; Rosales; Moraceae
Exons: 1
Coding region: 95-367 (90 amino acids)
Source: RefSeq, a predicted model, not a curated record